This is a messenger RNA of Colletotrichum spaethianum, 897 nucleotides long. Its product is annotated as ubiquinone biosynthesis protein coq4, mitochondrial. Gene Ontology annotation, biological process: ubiquinone biosynthetic process. The record is from RefSeq and is a predicted model, not a curated record. NCBI's taxonomy places the organism in Eukaryota, Fungi, Ascomycota, Sordariomycetes, Glomerellales, Glomerellaceae. Bases 1 to 897 code for a protein of 298 amino acids. The transcript has a single exon. Gene Ontology annotation, molecular function: 2-methoxy-6-polyprenyl-1,4-benzoquinol methyltransferase activity.
AUGGCAUCUUCACGCCCGGCGACAGCCGCUCUGCUGCGCGCACUGCGGCGGACGACCACGGGUCCACUCGCCCGACAGACCUCCCGCGCCGCUGCGACGCCACUGCUCCGGACGGCACCCGCAUCCUCACCCGCCGCAUGCCGCCAGCACUCGACAUUCUCCUCCGUCUCCCCCGAGGAGGUUGAGCACUUCAACACCCUCGCCGCCGACUGGUGGGACCCCCACGGCUCCUCGCGCCUGCUGCACCUGAUGAACCCGCUCCGUCACACCUUCAUCCGCAACUGCCUCGCCAGCCAGCCCGACGCGCCCUCCACGCCCGCCCGCUUCCUCGACGUCGGCUGCGGCGGCGGCAUCUUCGCCGAGAGCGCCGCCAGGCUGCCAGACACGACCGUCGUGACCGCCAUCGACCCGACCCCGGGCGUCCUCGCCAUCGCGAAAGGCCACGCCCGGCGAGACCCGGCGCUGAGGGGCAAGCUGGAAUACAAAUCGGCCACGAUCGAGACGCUGCCGCUCCCCGCCACGCCGGCGGACCAGUACGACGUCGUCUCCGUGUUCGAGGUCGUCGAGCACGUCUCGUCGCCCGCCGAGUUCCUCGACCGGUGCGCGCCCUUCGUCAAGCCCGGCGGGUGGCUCGUCGGGAGCACCAUUGCGCGGACCUGGGUGAGCUGGUUCACGACGAACCUGAUCGCCGAGGACAUCCUGGGCAUCGUGCCCAAGGGCACGCACGACUGGCGCAAGUACAUCAACGACCACGAGCUCAAGGCAAUGUUCAUGGGCAAGGGCUGGGAGAUGCCCCGCAUCAUGGGCGUCGUUUACGUGCCCGGGCUGGGCUGGAAGGAGGUCCAGGGCAGCGAAAAGGUCGGCAACUACUUCUUCGGAGUGAGGCGGGCGGCGUGA